Molecule: messenger RNA, 10344 nt
Organism: Postia placenta MAD-698-R-SB12
Lineage: Eukaryota; Fungi; Basidiomycota; Agaricomycetes; Polyporales; Adustoporiaceae
Exons: 19
Coding region: 1-10344 (3447 amino acids)
Source: RefSeq, a predicted model, not a curated record
AUGUCCGAAUAUUCGACGACCGCGCCCUCAACGGGCCCAAGAUCUCCUCUCUUCGGAACCGCUACCUUUUCAACGUUAUCCGCUACUCAGACUCCUAUGUCCCCCUCAAUAUUCUCUUCUUCCGUUCGCAGUGCUACCCCAAUCGCGUCAUCAUAUGACAGCGACGACGCGUCCUCGGGCCGUCAGAUGCGUAGAAUCAUGGUGUCGCCAUCGCCGACAUCGAGAGACUCAGACAGCCAGACUUAUUCCGACGAAAAUUCAAUUAUAGACGAAGCAGAAGUGGAAGCCGCCAUCUCGCUCGACGAUGUCGAAGACCAGAUUACCGAAAUGGAGGACCACCUCUCGGAAUUAUCGCGUGGAUCGUCAAGAUCCAGGUCACCCUCUACGUAUACUUCAUAUACCGGACCGUCCACGUAUACGUCACGUUCGGGGACGUCAUUUUCUGGAACUGCUUCUGGAUCCACUUUCACCAGCUCGCAAAUCUCUGGCGACUAUCGCUCGACCACGGCUCCCAUGACUGAGCGGCAGAGACUCAGCACGAUAUCUGAACACACUGAAAACACACCCUCGAGACCCACCUCGUUCGCCCAGUCCGGCGAAUCUUAUAGGCUGUCUGGGAACACGGAAGGCAGGGCAUCUCCUGCUCUCCAUGUGCGCUCGUCCACGGAUCCGGGUGAAAGGGCCGCUACGCCCGGCAGGACGCAUCUUGUACCAGGCAGGCGCGUCGGAGAGCUUGUUGCUGCCUUUGAAGACAGAUCUGUCACGACGAGUGGAAGCGGAGGUCAGUCCCAUGGCCAUACGAGGACGCUGUCGGCCCCAUCUGGUCCACGGUCUCCCAGUCCGUAUUCGACAUCCCAGAGCCGUUCCAUGCCCACACUAAGUAGCUCCGCUUUCGGCUACGCGAGCUCGACUGGGUAUGGGUACGGAAGCACGACUGGAUACGGCUCAGGGUCGCGUCCCUCAUCGCCGACGAAGAGCAGGACUGGUACAUCUCUGUCGUACUCCGGUUUGGACAACACUCUGUCAUCACUCUUGUCUCCGCCUCCGCGCACUCCGAGCGCUCUGUCUCGCGACUCGCACUUUCCCUUUAGUGCUGAUGAAUCAUCGACGUACACGGCUGGCAGAAGCGCCAUGUACACUGAGUCGGACACUGCUUCAACGACAAAUCCCAGCUCGCAGACGUUCACGCACACCUUUACGACAAGUAUGACCUCGGCAUCGAGAACACCCACACCGUCGACCCUCACACCGCGCCAAGUGUCGCCCCUCGCAAGUGACAAGAGCUCUGUCACUCGCGUGCGUAACAUCAUGAAGAACUGGAAGGACAAGACACCUGCAUUGGGGAGCAAAUCUGGCACGUCUCCAUCUCCAACACAGAGUGAAGGUCUCUUUAGUAUGCGUCGGCGGGCGAGUCGUGGAAGCGCCAAGCUGCGAGAUCGAGCGUUGCAGGCGAAUAGUCGUCAGCGCACGAGAAGAGCCAGUGAUCCUCCCACCACUACUAGUGAGUCCCUGGACACCAGCGAAGUGCUCCCGCCGCCAUUCGACAUUGCCGAGUUGGGUCUUUAUGCUGGCGCUACUGACACACAAGACCCCAUACGCAUCGGAUUGCUCUGGUAUCUCAAUGUGCAUGCAGCGCCGCCUUAUAGAUGGCAAAGAUGCCAGGCACUGCUGUACCCGCAUAUGCUGCUUCUUUCGUGGAUUGCCCCUGGCGGGGGACGUGGAGUCGUUACGCUGGAUUUGUUGAAUUGCACGGAGGUCCAGUCGCUGAAGUCUCCAACGCAUCCUGAGGCCCAGGACGAUCCUGGAACUAUUGCUGCCCGGGAGCAGAGUGCGGAGGCGAGCAUGUGGGGAGACAGCCAGCUGCCAGAGGUGGUGCUAGUUGAUACUCUAUGCCCCUUCCAACUGUCGUACAGUGAUGGUAUCGAACGCCUGGCUACCGAGAGUCCGCGCGAAAGAGUGCGAUGGGUUAGCGCGAUAUGGGAUGUGAUGGACCGGGCCGUGUCGAUUCCUGAUCGUUCGGCAACAGGUUCUCCUACAGGGUCCAUCAGAACCAUGCGCUCUUUCACCAGCUCUGACAGCGCGCGUUCUGGCUCUGCCUCUGGUUCUGCAUCUACGCGCUACGUCCCCUUCAUUGGCGACAUCCCUGACAUCUCGGACUUGCAGUCAAUCUCUGGGUCGAGUACGCGCACGGGCCUCUCACGUCGGCCAUCGCUUGCGUCUGCGCACCGUACACGCGCCACUGAUGACUUAGCUCUUGGCACCCAAGGGUUCCUGCACCCUGGUGAUCCUCGUAUCAUUGGGCCUAGCAGAAGCAGUUCGCUGAGGCGGACGAGCUCACUCACUGACCUUGAUGAGGAGUUCGCGUCGGCCGUCCGGCGAGCUCGUGACGCACGUCCUGGCCUAGGCUUCGGUCUUGGUCUCGCUGGCGGAAUUCCCGUAGGUGACGGGUCUCCAGUCACGAUAUCCAGUGGCCCGCGUCUAAGUGGCAAUGUUUACAUGUCGCCGCCGCCAAGUGUGGGUAGGGGAAGCGAGAAAGCGCACAGCCGGGCAUCUGACAGUGCGACGUCCAUAUCAGACGACGCAUUCUUUACUGCUGGAUCCAACGCGUCGAAGUCCCAAUCAAGCCUGUUCUCUUCGGCGUUUACGCGUACCCUCACGACUACGGACCCCUCUACGCUGACCAAUACAGACACGCGUACGCUAACGUCCGCCGACACAAGGACAUUCACGUCUUCAGGCUUGGUCACGGAUGAAAGUACACUUGAUCUCACGUCUGGCUCCGGGACAAAUAUCCAGGUAUCAACACUCUCCUAUAGGGGAACCACGUCGAUGUCGACGCUUGGGGACUCGCACAGCGGCUCAAGUGACACAUACUCGCUUUCCCCUUCGCGCAGUGGGCUGUCUAGGUCUCGAGAAGUUAGGCGCCGUACGCAGAGGAGCAGCUCUAGGACUCAGUCCGGUUCGUCCUACCUUGGCAGCACGGAGGACAACUCCGACAAGGAGAACUCGGGAACCUUUAGUCCAUCUGGCAGCCGGUCGGUGACGGAGGGCUUCAGCACUCUAGAGAGUUACUCCCGCACGUAUACACCAACUCCUACAUCUGGAUAUACAGGCACUCGCUCCUCCGACUCAUACUCUCGAUCCUCAGAUGAGGCCAGGAGCGACCUCUACAUCCCGCGUUCGGCUACGACCUCAGAGUCUUCCGAAUAUGUGACGGCGAAGACGCCGUCAGAGUCAUCAUUUGUGUCGCUACCGACAAUCCCGUCACUUGCGUCUGGCUAUGAGACUGCGGAGGUUUGUCCGACGGAGUACGAGACAGCCCCCAAGUGCCCUUCAGAGCUUGGCUCGGAAUAUGAGACUGCCGAGGUCUGCUCUACGGAGCCACCCAGCGAGUACAUCACUGCGGAGGUUUGCCCCUCGGAGCCGGAGACUGAUUACAAGACUGCUGAGUGUCGCUGUGCGAAGCCGCUCGAGGCAGAACCCGAAGAGGACGUCGUCAGCAUUGCGCCUUCCGCAAUUCCAACAAUCCCUUCGUCGCCGGGAAGCGUUGUCGAAACGAGACAGUUGUACCCAGAGGAGAUCCCCUUGCCGCCUUCCGUAUACAGCCCGUCUGUUGGAUCCAAGGAUCUGUCGGAGGAGCCCGAAUCACGAUCAGAGCCAGAGUCAGAGCCAGAGCCAGAGCUAGAGCCAGAGCCAGAACCAGUACCGGUGCUGUUGACCGAGUCUGAAACAGAGUCUGAGCCGGAGGUCUCAUCUGAGGAGAUAGUACCCACGCCAUCUCCCACUGAGCCGUCUGAGGAAGAGGAAUCUCCUCUCGAGUCGAUCCCUGGACCAUCUCCUAUUCCACCAUCUGAGUCUCUUCCAAUCAGCCUACCGUCCGACUCUUCUAUCACGUCCCCCACGGAGUCGACUGUGUCGCCAACCGAUUUGUUGACGCCCAGCGUCCCGUCUAGCGUCCCAUCUAGCGUUGGGCAACCGCCGACGCCUUCCAGUCCUGCCAUCCCAGAGUCAAUAUGGGGUGCUGAGACCGAUGAGUCUUAUGAAUCAUCGCUUCUUCAGGCGUCGCCUUCCGUUCAGUCACUUGCGCUCCCUGAAGGGCCGGACACCUCGUUCGAGACUUCUUUCCUGCGGCCGAGUGGUUCAGUAUACUCGUCCCAGGAGAUGAGUCUGCUCACUCCCAUCACAGAAGUCAGCAGUCCCUCGUCGAUGACUAUUCCGUCCUCACCUUCGUCGUCCAUCACACCCACUCCCUCGAGUGUUUCACUUCCACCGAGUGUACCGUCGCCAACCCCUCAGCCCACAGAAGAACGUGUACCGACCGUGACGCUGUCUCGCACGCCGUCGUCAGUAUCCACUGCCUCAUCCAUCUCAAUGCGCUCUUCAAUUCUAGACGCAAGGUCACUGUUGGAUUUCCCCAUCUCAGAAAUCGAGCCAUCCACCGAGCCUUCGCUGCUGUCUACUGCGAGUUCACCGUUGGCCCUGAGACCUGUUUCUCCACCCAUGGUGCCUUUGCCACCAUCGCCCUCGUUAUCUACGCCGUCUGCCACAAUGAGUGUGAGUAUCACGACGCCGCAGGGUGAUUCACCCUCCAUAAUGUCAAACCUGGAGACGGUGCCGUCGGAAGCACCUAGCCAUAUUCUCACACACGAUGUCAACCGGCUGUUACAGUACCUCCAUGAAGUAGAUCAGCAAAGAGGCGCCGAGAACAGGAAUCUAGCGGAGCAAAUUGAGAAUAUCAUGCCCAUGUUGCACGAAAUCUUGGGGCAAUUAGGACACAGGCUGGUUUACGAGGCGGCCCCUCCAGUACCCAGGAAAGACAGGUCGGUAGGUGGCAGCAGUAUCAUAUCUGCUUCUCCUCGUGCGACACCUGUGGUAUCCCGUGAUGUUUUGUCGCCAACGCCUAUAGCCCAUCGCGAUGUAGCGACUAUGACUCCCGUCAGUGGCCAGGAGGCAGCUCCACGAACUCCUGUCGAUCGUCGGGAAUUUGUCUCACCGACCCCAAUUGGCGGUCGACACCUAGUAACGCCCACACUGAUGGGUCCUCGGGGCAUCGUACAGCCAUCCCCUCAGCACCCUCAGAGACCUCGACUUAUCGCAAUAUCUCUGUCUCCUCCGCCUGUGAGGCUUUCAUCCCCAGAUAGUUCGAUCGCUGAGUCGAUGUCUUUUCUGCCUUCGGCGCAUUCGGAUGAUCUAAGCUUGUUAGAGUCGGAAUCCUAUCCUGCGAUGCCUCCGUCACCGUCUUGGCCCUCUACAUCCAGUCCCUCUCCGGAAUCGUCCCCGCCUGCCUCAAGCGUUUCGAUUAGAAGUCGGUCUCCCACCCCAAGUGAUGUUUCAUUGUCGCCGACACCGCCACCUCCGUCUCUUUCGCCAUCAUCUGAAUCGAGCGGGACAGCAAGACCUGUUCCUCCAGUCAGCCUUACACAGUUUAGGGAUGUCUUAGCCCAAAUUCAACAGGAAUUAGCUGCCCUUCGGGAUGGUCAGGCUGUCACUAGUCAAACCUUGGACGAGUUACGGUCUCGCCCAUCCGUACCUGAUAUAUCUGACUGCUGUAGACGUAUUGAGGAAAUCUUGCAGCAUCUUAUGGAUCAAACUCGACGGCCGCCGCGCACUGCGCAAGACGAUGUCUCUGAGGCGCUAUAUCCGUCAGGCUCGGAUACUUCUCUUCUCGAACAUCUACGUAGGUUCAGGGAAGAAGUAAGUGGGGACCUCCCUCCCCUGCAGAUGCCAAUUCCAGUCCGGGCAGGCCCCUCGAUCGAUGAACGACUGACCGAAAUGAUGGCGGAUGGUCCACCUCCAGUGCAGCAGCCAGUCCAAUUGCCGCCACCAAUAAUCCCCCUCACUUACCGGCCAGGUCCCAGAAUCGCACGUCCCAGGAGCGCUAGCCCGAUCUUUGAGUCUGACCUGCCUCACCGUCCUGGCACUUUCCCUAUUUCUCAGCCGGUUGUCUUCCAUGAAGGUCCCCGUAGACCAGUAGCUCGUGUGCCUCCGCGAAGGCCUGCACCGGGACCACCGCCAUCAGAAGGCGGAGUCUCUUAUACACCCCGCGUACACUCUCAAGGCCCGCCGAUACCUGGUCCUUCAGCUGUCCCUGAAGGUGAUAUUAAUUUCGACGAUGAAGUGCGGAGGCGGCGGAUACAACGCGUAGGGCGCGGAUCUGGCUUUUACGUGCCUGGGGAGACAGAAGGGACUGAACACAGACCUACAACGGCACCUGCACGAUUCGCCGACACACGGCCUCCGCCAGCUGUACCAGGAUCUAUUGGUCCCACUCCUGCUCCUCCAGGUCAAUUCGGUACACCAGGUCAGCCUAGUGCAUUCGUUCCCAUGGCUACUGCACAACCGCCGACGAUCUUACAGCUUCCAUUCGAUGACAUUCUGUCCCUACUGCGUGAUAACCGUGCCGCACAGUUGGCAAACAUCGAGAACAAUCGAGAAGUAAUGCGCUAUCUCAGAGAACUGAAUGAAUGGCUAGCCCGCGAUGUCCAUGAUAGACAUGCUGAGGUUCGCGGACUUAAUGCCCGAGUUGACGAACUCCGGGAUCUAAUGCGUGAUGUCCUGGAUGGUCGUCGUCCUGAAGGUUUCACUGCUCCUGGAGUGCCACCACCACCGAUCCUUGGUACCCCUGCCGUACCGGUCAUGGAUACUCAUGCUCAACAACCGUUUCCCCCUGGUUUCAUACCACAGCCCACAUCUGUUAUUCCACCUUAUCGAGACGACAGGACACCGCCUCCCGACUUCACGCCUGUCAUACCCGCAUCCCCGCCUGUCCAGAUGCCUUUCCCCCAGAUUCCAGUGAUCCCCGGCCCUAAUGUGUAUGUUCAGCCGCAGCAGCCGUUUCCGCCUCUCCAGCAGCAAGGCUGGCCUGCCGACGACGAACGAGAUGUGAUUCCUCCUUCUCCUUCUUUCUCGGAUGCUGCCAGUGAUCUCACCCCGAGUGAUGAGGCUCGAUCCCCGGACGUACGCGUCAUACCACCACCGCUGGACCCUAUGCAGGCUGCCCCGCCAUUUGGUAUCCAGCCCGGUCCUCCUAUAACAGUCAUACCGCCACAAACGCAACCACCGAUGAUUCCCAGUGUUAUUCAGGCCCCUAUGAUGGAGCGGAGUGUUGAAGGAACCCCUUCUGAAGAGGAUGAGGGUCGUCCAGCUCGUUUUGUCAGCCCGGGGCACUCCCCGCCACCUCAAGUCCUUCCUGAGGUGCAUCCGCCCACCAUACCUCAUCCAGGGACCCCUCGACAUCCUGAUGUACCUCCGGGUCAGCCUAUACCAUCUACGGCACCUGUUAUAAUUCAACCCGCGCCUCCCAUGCCACCGGGUCCGCAACAAAUCGACGUACGGCCUUCCUCUGCUUUAUCGAGACGUUCCCGAUCACCGACACGUUCGCGGUCACCGAGUGGAGAGCCCACUUUCAUGAUACGUACAGAGCGCUCCCCCGAGAGGUCAGCACGAAGUGUCAGGUCUCGAUCACAUUCACCCACACCUAUCAUUAUCCCACCAUCUGGGCCGCAUGUUCCAGUUGGUGGGCCUCCUGUAUAUUUACAACAACCGCCCCUACAGCCUAUGAGUCCAAUGGUGAUCAGGACGGCGUCUCGGCCGGGAAGGCAUAUUGAUGUUUCGCGAUCGCCGUCCCCUACACUACUACCUCGCGCGCGCACACCAACCUCUGUCACGAUUAGGACCCGUUCUCCACGGGCCAAUGAGGCAUUAGUUGUUAGAAUACCCUCGUCCUCUCGCCGUGGCCCAGAACGGCCAAGAGAUGACCUCGGCAGACCAUACUCGCCUCACGAAGGGAGUCAGUAUGAGCGCACCACGAGCAGGCGUCCCAGCGGCAGUCGACGUGCACCCAGCAGGGCCCCUUCAGAGGGAUACGGGGAUCCUUCCUUGGCAAGGCCUGUGCGACCCCCUGGCGCAAGAUCACGCUCUCCAUCUCCUACAUUUGGAUACGAAGAACCGGAAUCACCCUCAGAUCGUCCCAUUCGACAGAGAAGUACAGGACGCUCUGAGCGUGUGCCUCGUACUGGUCGACCAUCUCCUAUUCCAGAACGCGAAGGGUCUCAGUCUCCAUCACCAACUUAUCAAGAGGAGUCACCUCCACUUGUCAUGAGAGGCCCUUCAGUAAGACGUGACGCCCCCGGAGCUACACCCACCAUUAUUGAUUAUGGUGAGAUUGAGCCUCAUCGUACACCUUCUGUUGCCCCCAGCGUUGGUCCUGGCGCACAGCGGCCUUCACGUCCUGACCGAAGACCCAGCGAAGUGACCAUGGUCCCGUCGGGUGCAUAUGGCGAGGGCGGGCUCCCCGAAGAAGCUGAAGAUGUUGAUAUGGGGCGUGUUCCAAGUGAUGGUUCACAGCUAGCCAGGGAUUAUGAGGAAGCGGACAGACGCACUCCUGGAGCAUCUCGUGUGCAGACUCGUCGAACCGCCACUGCGCGAUCGAUCUCUCCUUCGUUUGAGCCUUCCCACGAGGACGAUGCUGCCUACGAGGACGAACCUGCGGUGCCUAUUGCAACUCCAUCAGUAGCACGGGUGCCAACAGCGACCCAUGUUCCACCUCCACGCUCGCGGCUAGAAGAGCACUUCGAAGAGCCUGACGAAGGGCCACCGAGAGAAGAAUUUGCGGGACCAGCUGAUCGUGAUCAAGGCAUAGUUCCCACUCAGCCUCGCACCCCUAUGCGGCCCACAGCCCUUAGUCCCCCUAUGCCUGUGAUAGAAAGAAUCUCUGGCCCAGGAGAUCUCGGAUUUGCGGAUGCCGAGCGGGAGCGCCAAGAUCGCUUUGAUGAACUGGAGCGGCAAAUCACGGGUACCCUCACUGCUGCACAAGAUGCGGAAGAACGACGCGAGCAGAGUUUCAGAGGGCACGAAGAUGAAAGAGAGCGUGUAUUCUUGGACCGCGAGGCUCAGCGAGAUGAAGAACAUCGACAGGCAUUGCAACGUUACGAAACUAUAUGGAGAGAUCUGGAGGAUCGCUUGGCUUCCAUCGUUCCUGGCGCUCAAGCCCCCAUCCCGGUACCUCCCCCUGCAGCUGAGGCCGAGCAGGAGGAAUUCGAGCAUGCCAUGGAGGAUGUUGCACCUACCUCGGAAACUCCUGUGCAACCUAUUCCGCCGCCUGCUGCAGACGCACAGUCAGUCAUCGAGUCUAUUCGGUCAGUAACACAGGACGCAGCUACGCGCCACGCACAGGAUAUCCUAGCAACUGUGCAAUUGGAACGUGAAGAGCUUGCUCGAGAGCGCGAAGUGGAGAGGGCAGAACGGGAGCGGAAUCAAGCUGCGAUGGAGGCCGAGCGGGCACGGCUUUGCGAGGAGCAGCAGGCGCGGAUCCGUGCAUUGGAGGAGGAGCUCACCCUUGUCAAGGCAGAGCUUGAGAACGAGCGACAGCUCAGGCUUACGGAGGAGUCGGAUAGACGGGAACACGAGCGUAUCGAGAUCCUCGAGAACAACGAGGCGGUUCGAAAUCAGCUCACCGAGCUGACCAACCUCGUGAUCCAGCAGCGCGAGGAAAUUGUCGUUAAGCGGGAUGCUGAGGACGAGAGAUGGGCCCGGAAGGAGGACUACAUGGUGCAAUCGGCUAAUGAGCGAGCUCAGCUCUCGGACAAGCUAGACCGAAUCCUGAACGAUAUGGAAGCUGAGAGAGCCCGCGCUGAGGAAGAAAGAGCAGCCCGAGCAGAUGAUCCCACCCUGCAAGACGUCCUUGCCGAGCUGGCUCGCGUCCGGGGAGAACUGGGCGAAUCGGUUGCUGGUAUGCUGGAAUCCAUCAGGGCUCAGUGCGCGGAGCAGCAUGAAAGGACCAUGGAGGCUGUCAGGGCUACAGCUCACGAUCGGAUUUCGUUCAAUGUGCAGGAGUACCUGGAAGAGUUCAGCAGGUCGCUAGCGGACGAGGUCCGCAUGCUUCUCAAUGAAGUCGGACGGCUCAGGGAAGAACGGCGCAAAGAACAAUAUGAACUUGGUGAAAUGUUGCAAUUCAAAGCUAAAUUUGGUCCCGGUGGAACGUUCGAUCCUGAAUGGCGACCGGCCUUUGGACCGUAUGCAAGAGGCGGCCCUGGUGCACCUCCCGCGGAGGCACCGGCCGAAGCCCCCCCUCCACCCCCCGAAGAGCCGUUGCCCGCCCGUCCUGCAUGGAGACAAGUCAUUGCACCGAGAGCGUCUCGUCGAUCGCGAAGGAACCAGCCUGCACCUCCUCCUGCCCCUGAGGCCCCGCCGGAGCCGAGGGGGCCUGUGUCGUGGGCACAGUGGCGUCCUGACUCUGCAUUCCAACCGACCCCGCCUGCUGUCGAGCCGACCUUGCUAGCGCCCCCGCAGUCCAGCCCUGGUCUGUUCGGGCCUCGUUCGCCGCGCGACUCUCUGCACCGCUGA